GCUUUCUGUCUCGUUGGUGUUUCGCUGCCUGCAGCGGCUACGAUAAAACAUCCAGACACGGUGGUUGAAGUCACGACGUACGAGCAUUAAUAUACAAGUGAUAGAAAACAAUGGCUCUUGAAUCACGGAUCACACAAGAGGAAAUAAAGAAGGAGCCGGAGAAGCCGAUUGAUAGAGAAAAGACAUGCCCUCUCCUGCUGCGAGUAUUCACCACCAACAGUGGCCGACAUCACAGAGCAGAUGAGUUCGCUCGUGGCAACGUCCCCUCUAGUGAACUGCAGAUAUACACAUGGAUGGAUGCUACUCUGAAGGAGCUGACCAGCCUGGUGAAGGAAGUAUAUCCAGAGGCCAGGAAAAAGGGAACUCACUUCAGCUUUGCCAUAGUCUUCCCUGACCCCAGAGGGAAAGCGUACAGGUUGAAAGACAUCGGCAGUACUGUAUCCGGCAGAAAGGGUGCAGAUGACUCCAUGACAUUGCAGUCUCAGCGCUUUCAGAUCGGAGACUACCUGGACAUAGCAAUCACACCGCCUAACAGAGCCCCACCCCUUAGCACACGCAUGAGGCCAUUCUGAACAUGCCCCCACACACACACACAAACAUGCAUACCUAAAGCAACCCCCCCAACUCUGUUUUUGUUUUCUCUUUUGCAUCAUCUUGGAUGGUUUUUGCCUCAUUUUAUAAAAUGUGACGUGUAAUAAAGUUGUCAUUUUUUUCCAAA
This is a messenger RNA of Seriola aureovittata, 718 nucleotides long. It is a transcript of the gene sap18, whose product is annotated as Sin3A-associated protein. Gene Ontology annotation, biological process: negative regulation of DNA-templated transcription. Gene Ontology annotation, molecular function: transcription corepressor activity; transcription factor binding. NCBI's taxonomy places the organism in Eukaryota, Metazoa, Chordata, Actinopteri, Carangiformes, Carangidae. The record is from RefSeq and is a predicted model, not a curated record. The transcript has 4 exons. The coding region runs from base 111 to 572 and encodes 153 amino acids. Gene Ontology annotation, cellular component: nucleus.